GAGUAACGUAUACAAACAGUGCAGCGCGUGUGGGAAGUAUAUAUUUUGCUUGAUCAGUGUGGUUUCCAGUCAAGGAACGUGGAUUACAUUAUAUAUAAUUCCAUUUUUUUGGCAGUCGGAUUAAUUAUAGAAAGAGAAAGGACGGUCUGAUGGUUUAUAUACAUAUCAAAGCAAACUUCGCAUAUAUUUAUAUAUGAUAUGUAAGCUGUCAAAGGUUGUUUGUUUUUUAAUCGUUAGAAUUACAUUCACGACGGCUGAAUCAUAAUUUUGUGUUCAUCAAUAGUUCUGUGACAGUUUUGAAGAUGAGGUGUGGACUGUCAUGUUUGAAUACCGGAGACAUUGUUCCCUUAAAGGAAGUUCAAAAUGUUGCAUUGAUUGGCGCUUCUCUUGUACAUGUGGAUUCCAAUCUACAAUAUGUAAAUGAGACCAACAAACCUAUCGAAGCAAACUUCACGUUUCCCCUGGAUACUUGCAGCGCCGUGUACCGGUUUGAGGCACAAAUCGAUGGCCGACUGAUAAUUGCAGAAUGCCAAGAGAAAGCACAGGCCCGCGAUACCUAUGACAAGGCUAUUCAGAGUGGUCACACGGCGGUACUCCUAGAGGAACAUCAGGAUACGAACGAUGUGUUUGUGUGUCGUAUCGGUAACCUUCCAGCCCUACAAAAAGCCCUGGUGAAGAUAUGUUAUGUAUCUGAACUACCUCAUGACCCAAGUGGAGCACUUAGGUUUACACUUCCUACUGUCCUGAAUCCACGAUAUGGGGUGGAACACAACACAGACCCGGUCGAUAACCGUACAGAUGUCAUCUGCAUCAACCCCGGAAGUUACGCAAUGAGUCUAGAUAUCACCGUCCAGAGCCAGCAAGUUAUUUCGAGCAUCGUUUCGGAGAAAGAUCAAUUCAAGCUUUCCUCUGCCAAUAACGAGCACGUGUGGAAAGCUAGCGUUCAGUUUAGCCCAGGAACCAAGGUUGAUCAUGAUAUUACCAUAAUGAUCAAGUACGCGGAUAUGCAUCAGCCACAAGCGAUAGUGGAAUGUGGGGUCAAAGGUCAAAAUGGAAUUCUCAACAUGGAUACCUUGAUGCUCAGCUUUUACCCAAAGAUUGAUCCUAAGUUUUCAACAACGGUUGGAGAAUUCAUUUUUAUAAUCGACCGGUCGGGUAGUAUGGCUGGUAGCAGGAUCGCAAGUGCACGAGAAACACUUCUUUUGAUGAUAAAAAGUCUGCCAGUUGGAUGUUUGUUCAACGUGUACAGCUUUGGAGACAACUUUCACAUAUUAUUUGAAAGGGAUUCCGCAUGUAGUGUUGAGUAUAACGAGGAAAACAUGAUGUACGCCAUGGACUUUGUACAGAAGAUUGAGGCUAACAUGGGCGGAACGGAAAUCGCGGGACCAAUAAAGGAUAUGUAUUCGAAGCCCUGCCUUCCUGGACAUCCCCGUCAGGUAAUUUUAUUGACGGAUGGAGACGUGUGGAAUGUCGGUGAAGUUGUGAGCCUCGUUCAGAGAAACAACAACACCACAAGGAUGUUUUCUGUGGGGAUCGGCGAAGGCGCGUCCACGGCAUUGGUGAAAGGGCUGGCCAGAGCAGGAAAAGGCCGGGCUGAGUUUGUGAAGGGAAAUGACAGAUUGCAGACAAAGGUAGUUUCACUUCUAAAGAGUGCAAUGCAGUCUGUAGUUACCAACGUACAGGUUGACUUGGAACUUCCACCGGAGGUGUCGGGAACGAUAAUCCCGCAUGUAUGUCCGUCGAUAUUCAGUGGGGAGGAGCUGAUAAUGUAUGCUGUGCUGAACGGAUCAGAAUCGAUGGAUACCAUAUACGGGAAUAUCAUUUUGCGAGGUACUUUUCAAAACCAAACAUUUGAGCACAAACUAGCGUUCGAGGGACACCGUCAAGACCAACAGCUGGACACAUCCCUGCCUGUUCACAGACUCGCAGCUAAAGCACUCAUACGGGAACUGCAGGACGAGGAAUCGGCAGAUAACAAAACUGACAACAAAAAUAAAAUUUUACUCGCAAGUAUGGCUUCAAAUGUCAUCUCCAAGUACACAUCCUUUGUCGGAGUCGACAAAAACAGCAAAGUGCAACUUCCGGAACAGAGUUUUCUCCAAAUAAAAGAAGUAUGCUAUGGGAUGUUUGGUGCAAGUGGCGGUGGGAUGCCUCCUCCGUCACAUGGAGUUUUCGGAGCCAAGCCGGUUUUCCAGUUUGGAGCUAGUAGGGGCAUGGGUGCACAAACUGGGGGUAUGUUCGGCGCAAAACCUUGCGGUUUGCAAUCUGGUAGCUUUGGAAGUAGUAGCGGAUUUUCAGGACAGUCAAUGCAAGCACCGAAUCUGUUUAACCCAACAUUUGGAGCACAACAGCAGCAGCAAGGUCAAACACCUAGCUCACAGUCUAAUAUGUUUGGAAGGUUACGUACCCCCACAGACAAAUAUGUUCGGAGGUAGAGCACCACUACAGCCAAAUUUGUUUGGAAGCCAACCCGGAGUACCCCAACAGCAACAAGCGUUCGGAAUGUUCGGAGCAAAACCUCUCCAGCCUUCUCAGACGCUUCCAGAGAGAACUAAGCUCAUCCUUUUGCAGACAUUUGAGGGUUCAUGGGCACUUAAUGAAGAUCUCGCUAGUGUCCUAGGAACUGCAUGUGGAAAUCUUCAGCAGAUUUCACCGAUUCAGAACCAAACUGUAUGGGCUACCUGUCUAGCACUGGCCUGGCUUCACCUAAAGGAAUCGCUCAACAAAGACGAAUGGGUGAUGAUAGAAAGUAAAGCUAUUUUGUGGUUAAAACAACAAGGACUAACUAACGAGGAAGUGGACAAUUUGUUUUCAAACGCGCAAAAUGUUAUGAUAAGCCUGUAAGAGAGAUCACGAGACUGAAUGUUGACUUCAUUUAUAAAUAUCCCUCAAAUGAUAUUUGUUCAUUUUAUUCACUAGUGUUAUUAUGUUUGCAAGUACUGUGGCAAAAGGUAGCACUCCAUUCGGCUGUAUUUUCUGAUAAUGGAUGGCCACUGUUAUCCCAUUAACGUGUUCGAAGGAGAUGAAGAAGUUAUUAUUAAUGAAGAAAAGUUUGAUUUUAUUUAUACUAAAAAUAGUACCGCUUUACUUUCCUACUACAAAUAUGUAUUUGAUAUGUUAUAACCAUUAAUAUCAAGAAAACGAUUAACACUCUGUAAAAUUUGCCAAUAUUUUGUUUU
This is a messenger RNA of Pecten maximus, 3179 nucleotides long. RefSeq names its product von Willebrand factor A domain-containing protein 5A-like. The record is from RefSeq and is a predicted model, not a curated record. The coding region runs from base 303 to 2435 and encodes 710 amino acids. The transcript is spliced from 16 exons. Lineage: Eukaryota; Metazoa; Mollusca; Bivalvia; Pectinida; Pectinidae.